AUGGGUCGGUCAUCCACCAGGGAGUCACCGAUGCUUGAGAUCAAGGUGCAGCAACGCCGUGACAACACCCCUCCACCCGGUUCUUCCUCGGUGACGAACCAACCAUCACGUCCUCGCCACCCUUCUCCGUCUCCUGAAUUCAAACCAUAUAAAGAUUGGUAUCCUUGGUUAGUGCCUACCAUUGUUUUUACCAACGUCGUUCUCUUCUUAGUUUCCAUGUUCAUCAACAAUUGUCCUGCCCAUUCGAACAAAUGCAUAGCACCAGAAUUCCUCAAACGUUUCGCGUUCGAGAACAUGAAGAUAAACCCUCUUCUUGGUCCGUCUGCAGCCACGCUGUUAAAAUUAGGAGCUUUAGAAUUUAAAAAAACCGUUGAAGAAAGGGAAGAAUGGCGCAUCGUGACUUGUAUGUGGUUACACGCCGGUGUGUUUCAUGUCUUGGCGAACAUGAUGGGUCUGGUUUUUAUAGGGUCUCGCCUCGAGCAAGAGUUUGGAUUUUUGAAGAUCGGUGUGAUUUACGAAUUAUCUGGAAUUGGAGGAAGUCUUCUGUCAUCUUUGUUUGUAAGAACAAGCAUCUCCGUUGGUGCUUCUGGAGCUCUAUUCGGUCUACUCGGAGGAAUGCUCUCAGAACUUCUUACAAAUUGGACGAUUUAUGCCAACAAGUCUGCAGCAUUAUCAACUAUGAUCAUCAUCAUCCUCAUUAACGUUGCUGUUGGAAUUCUUCCACAUGUAGACAACUAUGCACAUAUUGGAGGAUUUUUAACAGGUUUCUUGCUAGGGUUUAUCGUUUUGAUCCGUCCGCAAUUCAAGUGGACAAACCAGAAACACGUUCCUCCUGGCUAUAUCGCCCCAACCACGAAAUCCAAAUACAAAAGUUAUCAAUACAUACUUUUGAUUAUCUCCCUAAUUGUUCUACUUGUUGGAUUUACGGUUGGUUUGGUUUUGCUUUUUCACGGGGUUGAUGGAAACGAUUAUUGUUCGUGGUGCCAUUAUUUGACUUGUAUCCCUACACCUUUAUGGACUUGCGAAGUGCGUUGCAAGUUGGAUAAGUUAGACAAGCAAAUAAAUAUGACAUGCCUACAUAAUGGGAAAUUCGACUCUUUUAUGCUCGAGGAUGGUAAUGACAUCACCGAGAUGCAAACAUUGUGCUUAGAACUUUGUAGCCAAAUGUCUUGA
Molecule: messenger RNA, 1173 nt
Organism: Lactuca virosa
Lineage: Eukaryota; Viridiplantae; Streptophyta; Magnoliopsida; Asterales; Asteraceae
Source: the annotation of a GenBank genome assembly